Messenger RNA from Aureobasidium melanogenum CBS 110374, 1869 nucleotides. Its product is annotated as initiation factor 2. Gene Ontology annotation, biological process: translational initiation. The record is from RefSeq and is a predicted model, not a curated record. Bases 1 to 1869 code for a protein of 622 amino acids. The transcript is spliced from 3 exons. NCBI's taxonomy places the organism in Eukaryota, Fungi, Ascomycota, Dothideomycetes, Dothideales, Saccotheciaceae. Gene Ontology annotation, molecular function: translation initiation factor activity; GTP binding; GTPase activity.
AUGACUCCUAUCAACCUACCAGAAUUCGUCAGCGUCUCAAAACUGGCACAGCUGACGAACGUCACAUAUCAAGAAAUGGCUGAGAAGAUGGGAGAACUUGGGUUCGAAAACACAUCGCACGAUCACAUUCUUGGUGCUGAAGAGGCAGGUUUGAUUGCUAUGGAGUACAACUUUGACCCUACUCUCGGUGCUCAGGAAGAGGCUGAGGCUGAGGAGCGUGACUUGAAGGCAUUGCCAGAGCCUGCACCCGAGGACAAAGAAUUCCUGCCUGUCAGACCUCCUGUCGUUGCAAUUAUGGGACACGUUGACCACGGAAAGACUACCAUUCUUGAUUACCUUCGCAAGUCAUCGAUCGCAGCUUCUGAGCACGGAGGUAUCACGCAACACAUUGGUGCCUUCAGUGUUGGUUUGUCGAGCGGCAAGACCAUCACCUUCCUCGAUACACCUGGACAUGCAGCUUUCCUUGAGAUGCGCAAGCGUGGUGCCACUGUGACCGACAUUAUCAUUUUGGUUGUCGCAGCUGACGAUUCUGUCAAGCCGCAAACCAUUGAAGCCAUCAAGCACGCUCAAUCUGCUCAUGUACCUAUCAUCGUUGCCGUCAACAAGAUCGACAAGGAAGAAGCCAACGUCGAGCGUGUCAAGCAAGACCUGGCUCGCCAUGGUGUUGAAAUCGAAGACUUCGGUGGUGAGACCCAAGUCGUGCCUGUCAGUGGCAAGACUGGUCAAGGCAUUGAUGAGCUCGAAGAUGCAGCAGUCACUCUUUCUGAGAUCCUGGACCACCGUGCUGCUACCGAGGGUCAAGUCGAGGGUUGGGUCAUCGAAGCCACUACCAAGCCCGGUGGCCGUGUAGCUACUGUGCUUGUCCGCCGCGGUACACUGAAGCCUGGUACCAUCAUCGUGGCAGGCAAGACCUGGGCUCGUGUCCGCAGUCUCCGCAAUGAGGCAGGAGUAAGCCAGAUGUCUGCUGGUCCUGGUACACCCAUCGAAGUCGACGGUUGGCGCGACCAACCCGACGCAGGCGACGAAGUCAUCCAAGCACCUAACGAACAGAAGGCUGCCGAUGUAGUCGCUUUCCGCGACGAAAAGGCUGAACGCAUCCGCAUGGCUGAAGACAUGGAAAAGAUCAAUGCCCAACGCCGCGAACAGCAAAUUCAACGUGACUUGACCAAGGAAGCUGCGGCUGCCGAAAAGGCCGCUGAGAAAGCAGCCAGAGCAGCAGGUACCGAUACUCCUGGUCAUCAAACUGUGCCGUUCAUCAUCAAGGCCGAUGUCAGUGGUAGCGCCGAGGCUGUCUCUGCUUACCUGCUCCAAAUGACCAAUCCUCUGUGCUUGCCAAAACUGCUUCGCGCUUCCGUCGGCCCAGUCUCCGAGUUUGACAUUGAGCACGCCGAUGCAGCAGGAGGUCACAUCAUCUCCUUCAAUCUACCUCACGACCCUGAAAGCGCUGGCCGUGCUGAACGCAAGGGCAUCAAGAUCCUCGAGCAAAACGUCAUUUACCGCAUCGUCGACGAUGUGCGCGCAGUACUCGAAGAAAAACUGCCACCGCAGAAGAUCCAAAAAGUUACUGGUGAAGCUGAAGUUGUCAUGAGUUUCGAGAUUGGCAUCGGUGGACGCAAGAAGAUGAAGAUUGCAGGGUUGAAGGUCAGAAACGGUGUUGUGAGCAGAGGGUCACGGGUCAGAGUUACCAGAGGUGAGGAGAGGGUAUAUGAUGGUACCGUGACCAGUCUUAAGAAUGUCAAGAAGGAUGUUCAAGAAAUGCGCAGAGGCACCGAGUGUGGUAUGGGCUUCGAGGGCUGGGAAGGCUUUGAAGUUGGCGACAUGAUCCAGACCUUCGAGGAGAAGACCCAGAAGCGUACUUUGCCCAUUUGA